Molecule: messenger RNA, 3174 nt
Organism: Stylonychia lemnae
Lineage: Eukaryota; Ciliophora; Spirotrichea; Sporadotrichida; Oxytrichidae
Source: the annotation of a GenBank genome assembly
AUGAAAAGAAAUUAGAAUUAGCCAUCCCAUCACAAAGAUUCAAGUCAGAGACCUUAGCCAGGUUCUAAUAGCAACAUGUAAAUUCUUGAAAAUUUGCUCUAGACUCGUAAGAGUAUGGAGGUCAAGAAAGUGGAAGCAAUGAUUGCCGCAGCCAACAAUAGAGAUGAACAGGAACAUACUCAGAUUAAAUUUAAUUUAAUCAGAAACUCGCUUGAGUUUCAAAUGAGUUAGGUCCUUUAAGAUGUAGACCCUAAAUCUGGAUAAAAGCUGCCUUACAAAAUAGCCCCUAGAAAUGAUAGUAACAAACUUAACGUUUCAAAUCUAAGAGGAGGGGUUGAGAAAUCUGCCAGUAAACAAGCUAAGUAGCAAGAUGAGGCCAAACCUAAACAAAUCAGUAGAAGAGAAUCUAUUCUGAGACAAUCAAGAGAUAUUGUGAGUUAAAGUAUGAGUUCAAACAGUUUCAGAUAUGAAAGUGAUGAGGAAGAGGAAUAAUAAAUUAACUAGCUCAAACUCAACCUUAAUUAAGAUUAAAAGAAUUUCAUCUCUCCAGAAAGAAUAAGAGAAGGCAUCAAUAAUAAUCUGGCGAUGAGGAUGUAGAAAUAUCUAAGAGAAAGAACUAACAAUGCUGUCAGAGAAGCGGUCAAAGGACCCAAUAGACGGAAUAAGUCAGCAGAUGAGUAGUAAGGUUGUAAGCAUAAAGUGAGAAGAUGCUGUCAAGGACUCAAGGAUAGCAUCAUAGAGAAAGAGGUUAAGUAAGAACAAAAAGGCAUAGAUGAAUACUCAGUUGGAGAGGAUGAAACUGAGUUCGAUGUGCCUUUACAGUUCCUCAGUUAGGAUGAAAUGAAUGAGAGAUCAAAGUUUUUGUGGCACAGAUGCUACUUGAAAGCCAAAGGUGCAGCCAAGAUUAAGGAAAAAUUCGAUGAGGUGCACAGAAAGAUCAUGAUAUUUGGAACUACUAAGAAUAUCAACUUCGAUCCUACAAAAGAAGAAAGAGAGGCCUUCCUGAAAAAGAAGCCAAUUAUACUCUUACCUGAUUCCUAGAUUAAAAGAAUCUGGAAUUUCGUUAUUAUAUUCUUGCUAGCCUAUACAGCCUCGUUCGUGCCUGUAAAAACUGCAUUCUUUGAUGAUGAUCCGCCUGGGUUAUAUGAAUUUGAGCUAUUUUUGGAUUGCCUCUUCUAUUUAGAUCUGUUUAUUUAGUUCAUUUCUGCUUAUGAAGAUCCCAUUACAGGUUUUAUUGAAGUCCGAUUCACAUGCAUUCCUUUCCAACUGAUUUAGAAUUCUAGUGAUAGUUCUGGAGGUAAAAAUGUUAAACUACUGAGGCUGACGAGGCUUCCUAGACUAUACAGAUUGCUCAGAAUUCUCAGACUCUUUAAGAUGUUUUAACUCUUUAAGUAUAAUAAAAGCUUCAGAAAGUACAUAGAUGCUUUGAAGAUGAAUUAGGGUAUGAUGAGAAUGGUUUAAGUUACAGGAGGUGUGUUCUUCAUGGUGCAUUUAAUGGCUUGUUUCUGGUUUUUAUCAGCAAAGUUUAAUGAUUUUGAAUAUGAUUGCUGGGUUAUGGCAAGAUAAAUUGAGGAUAUGGAUGAUGGUUACUAAUAUUUGACUUCAGUCUAUUGGGCUUUACAGACAAUUACUACAGUUGGUUAUGGAGAUAUUGCAGCGAAUACAUAAGUAGAACAGAUAUUGAGUAUACUUUGGAUGGUAUUUGGAGUAGGAUUUUAUUCUUUCACUAUUGGUAACUUGUCCAGUGUCAUCGCCAGUAUGGACACAAAGAAUAGCAUACUUAAAUAGAAGUUGACAACUCUUAGUGACUUCUCAAAGAGAAUCUUGCUUCCACCAACCUUGGAACAGAGAAUUAAAAGAUUCUUGGAGAACAACAACAAAGAUAUAACUUCAAUCGAUGAUUAGGAGAGACUUCUUAACGAACUCCCUCCUAGUUUAAAAUCAGAGGUAGUUUCUCACACACAUGGAAAUAUAAUCUCUGGUAUUAAAUUCUUCUAAGAUAAGAAUCCCGAUUUCCUUUGGCAAGUACUUCCACUUCUUAAGAAUAUGAAAAUAUACAAGGGAGACACAUUAUACUCUUAAGGUGAUCAUGCUGAUGAAAUUUACUUUAUUUUAAAGGGUAGUGUUAUCAUGCAUAUUGAUCUACAUGAUCCAACUAUUAAUCCAAGCUAUCAGCCAAAAUAAAAGACUAAUGAGGAUGAAGAAGAUGAUGAUGAUAGUUAUAAUGUUCCUUUCAACCUCUAUGUUGAAGGCUCAUAUUUUGGUGAUAGCGAUUGCUUGUUCUAGAGGAGACUUUAAAGAGAGUGCAUGGCUGAGGCUGAUUAAGAGUGUCAUCUUCUUGUUAUAAAGAAGGGAGCACUUGAGGAUUUACUAGACCAAUUUUAGGAUAUCAAGACUCAGAUGUAAAAUAUUGCUUUGGAAAAGAGAAAGUAUCACAGAAGACUUAUUUAAGAACUAUUAAGAAAGUAUAGAGAAGGAAGCUAAGAGAACAACAACAACAAUGCUAGUGAGAGAAAUAUUUUGAAAAAAGACACUUCACCAGAUAUUAUGAGAUACAAAUCUUUAAAACGAAGAAAGACAUUCAAGAACAAGAAUGGCACAUCUGUGACAAGAGAACUUUUAGGCUCACCAGAGUCAUCAAAGGAUUAUUCUAAUGAAGGAACUGAAGAGCAAGAAGUCAAUGCAAAAAAUGAGUUCUUUCCAAGACCAAAGAUGAGAGAGUAGCAAAUACCAAUUAUUACUUAUUCAGAGGGAAUGAAGCAUGUUAUCAACUAGUUUAAGGAUAAAAAUACACCUUAAUAGAAUACUCUAAGACUCCCUCCCAUUAACAGUCCAAAAAACGGCGAGAAUGCCAAGAAAAAGUCAGACCAAGAAUAAAAGCUGGAGUAAUUAGAAAGAGAAGUAAAAAAGCUAGAGAUUCUUAAUGAUAGUGAGGCUUAUUAUGAGAAAAAUCUGAAUGCUUUCAACAACAAUAUGAGUUUGCUUGCUCUGAAUACUUACGAAAUAUCUCAACUAAUGAGCAAUCUCAAUAGAGAUAAUCAAAAUAUACUUAAUAUAGCUAAGAAUAUCCAAGUGCAUACAAGCUUUAUAUCAAGAAAGUCCGAGGACUUAAAACGGAAAGUGCUUUUGCUUGCUGAUAAAAUUAAUAGAUAGCAGCAAUAAGGAUAAUAAUGA